Molecule: messenger RNA, 1947 nt
Organism: Papilio xuthus (Asian swallowtail)
Lineage: Eukaryota; Metazoa; Arthropoda; Insecta; Lepidoptera; Papilionidae
Exons: 4
Coding region: 57-1517 (486 amino acids)
Source: RefSeq, a predicted model, not a curated record
UCGUGACAGCAGUGUUAAAUUAUUGUUUUAAUAGUAAAGUGUAGUUUUGGUUUCAAAUGGAGAACAGUAGAUUUCCAGGAAAAUUAGUUUUACAAGGUGGGCCAGCAGCGCGCGCUGACGCCUGGCGAAAGUGGUGUAGGGAGUUUCAAGAGUUUUUACAAUCAUCCGGAUUACACAAAGAAAAUAAAAAAGUGCAAAGCAGGUUGUUGUUGACUUUAAUCGGCCCGGGAGGUUAUGAUGUGUUUAGAAACUUUACCUUUAGGAUGGACGAGGACGCCGAGGACAUUGAGAUUCUGUUUAAAAAAUUUAAUCAACAUUUCGCAUCAAAACAAAAUAUGUCAAUUUCUAGAUUAAAAUUUUUUACGCGACACCAAAACCGAGGGGAGUCCAUAGACAAGUAUGUCGCCGCGCUUAAAUUGUUGAGUCAGAAUUGUGAAUUUGAACAUUUAGUAGACGGCUUGAUACGCGACAGAAUCGUUUAUGGAGCCGGGAAUGGCAACGUGAAGGAAAGAUUACUCAGAACCGAGGAUCUUACGUUGGCUAAGGCAGUAAAAAUAUGUCAGGCCAAUGAAAUGUCUAACGACGCAGAUAGGAUAAAGAAAAGGCGGAUCGUCGUAGUCGGAGCCAGGGGCUCCGAAGCUGAGGGCGCCGCAGCCGGGGUCGCCGGAGCCGGGGCCACCGGAGCCGGGGGCGCCGAAGCCGGUGUCGGAAGCCAUGACGAGCGCGUGGAGCACCAGGCGGAGCGGGCCUGGCCGCCGCGGUCAGCAAAGCCACCCGACGGCAAUAUUGACUUAUAUAAAAGCGGUAUCAAAAUCAUAAUACCUAAAAAUAACGAAUCACAAAAUAUACGAUUAAAUGCUAUUACUGUGAGAACAUCUAACAGCGAACAUAAUGGAAAGAUAUAUGUUAACAAUAAUCCUGAUACGACCGCACUUUCUGUCUUCAUUAUUAAAUACGAACAAAUUGUUGACUCAGCUGCGUUAAGUUAUGGUGCGUUUGACCCGCCGCCAUCUAACGCGUCUGCUUUAAGCAGCCAGCCAUUAGGCCACCCAGGCUCCGAUAAUAGCCAAGCUGCAACAAUGCAAGCCACAAGUUCUAACAUUUUCGAAAAUCCAGAAGCUACGACUUCUAAGGCUAACACUUCUGAAACAAAUGAUGAAUCUCGCAAACGAAGUCAGCUACCGCCCAAGAACGACGUGCCAAAGCGAUCUAAGAAGGAAGUUGAUGAGACAGAGCCACUUUCGGAGGGAACUUUUACUAUAACCGGACACUUUACAAACGUUCCUGAAACUGUUACUAAUCCGGAACCUGAGCUUCCGGUUGAGCCCGGUAACGCGAUACUGAAAGCAGUAACACAGAUGGCUUAUAAUAAUGAUCUUACGAUCCCUAACGUUCCAGCUGAGGUCAGUGUGGAUGUCGGAGAUUGUCCUGCAUUGGGUUUAGACGAUAGCAGUAACUAUUCGUUUGCUUUGACCGAGGAAGAGAAACACGAUUCCUUUCUCGAUGAUUUGAUGUAAACACCACAAGAUUGUCUCUCUCGACGACAACAAGUGUCCAUAACAGCGGCAGCAAACUUCUUCAGUCGUCUAAUAUACUGCAAAUUAAUGUGCUUUUCGAAAUUAAUAUAACCAAAUGGAAUAAGCUCAUGUGGGCAUUUAUUAGAAAUACGAAUAUUUAAUCGUAAUCAAAAUCAUCAUCAUCAUCACCAUCUUCAUCACCAUCAUCUUUGUCGUCGUCUGCUUAUCCAUGACGAAUAGAUUAACUUUGUAAUUCUAUGUGUCUACUGGCUCUUGCCCGUGUUUCGAGGAAUUUAAAAAUAGUAGCCUAUGUUUUCUCCCAAAUUAUGUUCAACAUCUAUUCUAAAAUUUCCCAAGAUCUAUUUUGCUGUUCAGAGAUACCUUCAACAAACAGCCAUUCAUCAAUAAAGAUUCGUAUUAAUAAUAAUAG